This is a messenger RNA of Seminavis robusta, 1092 nucleotides long. The record is from the annotation of a GenBank genome assembly. Lineage: Eukaryota; Bacillariophyta; Bacillariophyceae; Naviculales; Naviculaceae.
AUGGAGGAUCAACUUCUUUUGCCAACAGUCUACUAUAUGAUAUCCUCUCCUGUCUGCCUCGUUGCUUCGGCUUUGAGCGCAUUUGCUGUUAUUCUAUUAGUCACAAAUCAUGCUCGGCCACUGAGCAAUGAAAUCUUCCUGUCUUACUCACACGUCAUCUCCUCGCUGAGGAGUGGUCUCAGGAGAGGCAAACCACCACUGUUUCUGCGGAACCGAUUCUUGCACACGGAAGAGAGCAAAGAGACAAAGGACCAAGCACUGGGGAAUAUCACUGUGGAUUUCUACAGGGUCUACGAAGAAAAACAAAUUUUGGGCUUUUCCUACAGACAGUACAUCAUCUCGCAGUGGCGGCUGGAACGACAAGUUGAUUUCCUCAAUUAUUGGUAUGAGGGCCGGGUCAAUUUCUUCAUGGGGGAUGUUUACCCAUUUGAAGAUCCUGAUUUCUCAGGAGAAGUGAACUGUGCAACCCAAGUCCUUGAUUUCUCCUCGAGCUCCGAGAUUCGAAACGUCAGUCGCAUUUCGGCCCUGUAUGUCAAGAAGCUGUCCAACAAUUUGAAUGGUUGUGCGCCAUUUGACGUGCCUUUGGGGGGCUUGGGGCCGUUUGCUCCUGUGGCAAUGAUAGGAAUGAGCAGUGAUUCGUUUCUCUUUUCAUCAAACCUGGGGUUGCAAAACAUUGCGGGAGCCACCAUCACCCAUGAGAUAGGGCAUGUCAUGGGCUUUCGACACACAGCCCAAGCGGCAGAAAACGUGGCUUCCUACGUUAGCUGUUUUGAUCUUCUUCGGUAUCCCCAAUUCGAUCAGACGUCAACAGCAUCAACAAUCUUCAACAGUGCCGUCCUUCGCGAGGACAAAAUUUGGGAUGACCAGACCGGGGAACUAUACGAAUAUGACGAUUGGAAGGGGAGAACAAACGUGAUGGCUCCGUUGAGGCUGUACCAUGUAUUAGCACCGUGGGAAAUUCGACUUUUUAAUAAGGGAUACAAGAACGUCUUCCAAGACAUUGUCCGAUGCUGGUUCCUACAAGCAGCAGAAGGGUUCAAAAAUGAAACUACAAGUGAUCAACUCCCGACUCCACCAGAGAUUGAAUAUUGA